GCCGCAGUUCUCUUCUGCAGUCUGAGCUGGGCGCGGCGUCACCAUGUCCCUGGCGGCCUCGGCGGGCAGGGGCCCGGGGACCCUGUGGUCCCCAACCCACGUGCAGGUGACGGUGUUGCAGGCGCGGGGUCUGCGGGCCAAGGGCCCCGGGGGUACGAGCGACGCGUACGCGGUGAUCCAGGUGGGCAAGGAGAAGUACGCCACGUCGGUGUCGGAGCGCAGCCUGGGCGCGCCGGUGUGGCGGGAGGAGGCCACCUUCGAGCUGCCGCCGCUGCUGGCGUCCGGGGCCGCGCCCGCGGCCGCCGCCACCCUGCAGCUCACCGUGCUGCACCGUGCGCUGCUCGGCCUCGACAAGUUCCUGGGCCGCGCCGAGGUGGAUCUGCGCGAGCUGCACCGGGACCAGGGCCGCCGGCGGAAGCAGUGGUAUACCUUAAGAUCCAAGCCAGGAAAGAAGGAGAAAGAGCGAGGAGAAAUUGAGGUGGACAUCCAGUUCAUGAGAAACAACAUGACUGCCAGCAUGUUUGACCUCUCCAUGAAAGACAAACCUCGGAACCCGUUUGGAAAACUGAAAGACAAGAUCAAAGGGAAGAAUAAGGAUAGUCUAUCAGAUACGGCCUCUGCCAUUGUCCCCAGUGUGACACCCUCUGUAGACAGUGAUGAUGAGUCUUUGUCAAAAGACAAGAAAAAGAAAUCAAAGAUCAAGACUUUGUUUUCUAAGUCGAAUUUGCAGAAAACAGCACUUUCUCAGUCUAUGUCUGUCCUGCCUACUUCAAAGCCAGACAAAGUGCUCCUUCGGCCUGGAGACUUCCAGUCUCAGUGGGAGGAUGACGACCCUGAGGAUGAGUCCUCCUCUGCCUCAGACAUCAUAUCCCACAAGGGAGCAGGGAGUGCAGACCCGAAACAACUGAGCCAGAUCAACUUCAGCCUUCCCAAGAAGGAGGGGUUGUCCUUUCUUGGGGGCCUUCGGUCCAAGAACGACUUCCUCUCCCGCUCUAAUGUCUGUAUCAAUGGGAACCAUGUUUACAUGGAGCAGCCAGAGGCCAGGAGCGAGACGAAGGACAGCAGUCCAUCCAAUUCCCCAUCGCCCCAGGGCUUCCGGAAGAAGCAUUUGUUCUCCUCCACGGAAAACCUGGCCAUUCGGUCCUGGAAGGAGGCUGGGGAAGGUACCAGCACGUCUCAGGACAGGCGGCUGUCUGAGACCUCCACCAAGGGCUCUCCGAAGGCCACGGACGCCCUGAAGUCCAUGUCUCUGCCCUCCUACCGUCCCCCGGCCAGUGGGGACAUCCGGGAAAACAUGGUUCCAGUGAACUUGGAGGUUGCGAGAGAAACCAAAGAGAGCAAGAAGCCAGAGAGCAAGAAGUCCUCUUUGCUUUCUCUGGUGACAGGAAAGAAGGAUGCGGUGAAGGGCAGUGAAGGAGAAAGCCCCCACGCUGUCCCCUUCAAAGAGAAGGAAGGUGUGCUUGCAGAAGCCCAGCCCAGGGAGGAAGACCUGGUGAGACGGCUGGAGAAAGAUGCCGCAGCUGUUGCCUCCAGACGGGGCAAUUCCCUGAACCCCUUUGAAGACGUGCAUAUCUCAGAGCCGGAAGCAGGACAGGAGUCCACGUGUGAACCAAAGCCACCGGUUCCUUCUGCCAGGGCCCCACAGACCAAAGCGGUGAAGCCUCGACUGGAAGUGUCUCCAGAGGCUCAACCCAAAGCCAGGUUUCCUUCUUCCCCCAGCUCUCCUCUUCCUUUCUCCGCUCUUCUUCCCAGCUCUGGUCAGGCACUCGGCCUUUCUGAAUUAGGGCAUGGUUCAGAGACAGAGUCCUCUGAAAGUCCCUCUGUCUUCUCCUCUUUCUCAUCCCCCAUCGCAGCUCCCAUUUCCACAUCCACUCCAAUUGAACACUGGGCCCCCACAGGCCAGGGUCGGGUCAGUUCUGAAGAACCGCCUUUGCUCCGUAAAGCAGACAUGCAAAAGGAGAGGUCAGCACCAGUUCCAAACACUGGCUCCUCCGCGUUGGGAUCCCUUUGCAAACAGACACCCACUGCAGUAUGGGAAAAGACAGAAGAUUCUCCAAGGAGCCAGAGCAGUGAGGCUGACCCGGUAAGGGAAGCCAUCAAUGAGGAAUCAGGAAAGCAAGAGCUUCAGGGGGCUCCCCAUCCAGAGCAGGACUGUGUCCUCUGCCCCGAAGAGGCCCACACAGCCCCCUUUGCGCUUUCCCUCAGCAGUGCCACAAUCACAGGCCCUUCCCUGAAGCCUCUAGCCAGGCGAGAUACAGACACGGAAGAUCACUCUAGAUCUUUGAGGGAGAACAGAGUUAGUGGCGGAAUGACUCCCCCAGCCAAAGACUUGGCAUCUCCGCUUCAGGUGGAAGUGAUAGCCCUCCCAAAGGACACCACGACUCAGAAACACGAAGAGAUGGAGCGGAAUGCUAGUGAGGCCCCAAAGAAAGUCAAAAAGCGUGUGUCCUUUUCUGAGCAGCUCUUUACACAAGAGGAAGUGGAGAAACCCACAGGAUUCGUGGCAGAAGAGAGAAGGCAUCCCCAGAAGCUGGCCUGUGAGGAGGCUGUUCCUGGAGCCACAUCCGGCCUUCCUCACCCAGGUGACGUGGAGAAGGAGCCUGCGGACACAGAAGAUCAGCUCCGGCUCCCCUCUCAGGGGGAGAGUUCCUCCCAAGGCUCCAUGAGUGAAGCAAGCUCAGCAGAAGGCAGCCUACUUUUCCAGACAGAAGGGGGUGACCCCCUCCCAGCUCAGUAUCAGAGCAAAGCCAGCGAUCAUGAAGGCCUAUUGUCUGAUCCCCUGAGUGGUCUUCCAUCCGCCUCAGAUGUGAAGCCUCCCCUUAUGGCUGAUCUGAACGUGUCCCUCCCUUCCAUUCCUGAAGUAGCCUCAGAUGACGAAAGAGUCGAUGAGGUUGAAGGUAUCCGGAAGCCCGCAAAGCCAGCGGUGCCGGAAGUAGUAGGAGCUUCCUCCUUGGGUGUGUCCUCUCCCAGUCCCGAGGAUGGUGGGGUGCUCAGGUCCUCUUUCACGGAGAGUCUGCUUGACCCAAGGCCACAAGCCUCCAAAGCAGCUUCUGUAGAGCAGACGGCAGCGCUGGGAACUCAUAAACCACAUUUUGACAAGGGCUCGAUCGUGGAUGAGCAGUUGCCAGGCCCUGAUGCUGGUGAAGAAACAAAGGGCAAGGAAAGUGCUGGCCCGUCCCCGGACUCUCCUGUGCCCAGCCCCUCCCUCUCUGAGCCCUUUCCUGCUGCACAUUCUUUCCCCCGCCCUCCACAUUCCCACACUGACCACACCAGUCCAGCAGAGUCUCACAAACAAGCCACAGCAGAGGGCUCCGCUGCUAAGGUUGACAAUUUUGGCAAGAGGAAGCCGCUUCUUCAGGCGUGGGUCUCGCCCUCAGAGACACAUCCAGUCUCAGCUCAGCCGAGCACGGGAACGGGGGCAGCCAAGCACAGACUCCAGCCUGUGAAGCCAAUGAAUACAGCAGCCAUCAAGAUCACAAACUCCAAUUUGGGAACUGCCACAAUCGUCAGUGAGAACCUCAUCAAUGAAGCCAUGAUGAAGAAAUACAACCCAUCAGACCCUGCCUUUGCCUAUGCGCAGCUGACUCACGAUGAGCUGAUUCAGCUGGUCCUCAAACAGAAGGAAACAAUAAGUAAGAAGGAGUUCCAGGUCCGAGAGCUGGAAGACUACAUUGACAAUCUGCUAGUUCGGGUUAUGGAAGAAACUCCCAACAUCCUCCGUGUUCCAGCUCAGGUCGGCAAAAAAGCAGGAAAAAUGUGAAUGACCAGAAUCAAACACCGAGCUGCUUCUGUGAGCCUGUUUCCACCGGCUCCACCGGCUCUUGACACCAGGCCUUGGGCUGCCUGCAAACCAGCCACCAGACAGCCUUCCCGCCACCAUCUCCCUUGCAUCUUAUCUAGAAAGAGUUCUACCAGCUGGAGUCAGGUUAAUUAUUACAACAAAUCUCUUACUGUACAUUCCCAGAGUUUUCGUUUUAAAUGCCACUGUGCCUUUAACUGGGUUGGAAAUAUUUUAUGCCCACUAGAGAGAUGAUCAAUAAUAAACACUGAUCCUGAGUCAGAGACUCAGACAGGACCAGAGGUGCUGAUACGAUUUCAACACUGACGUACUUAGCUUCCGUCAUGAAAACUUCCAAAUACUCAUCCUCUAGCCAUUAAAAUGUAGGACGAAAUGAGAAAGGGCCACUGCAUUUGGUGCUGUGUUAUGCCUACUUUCUUGUUCUUUGAGCAGCUUAGGUGUAUGACUUUUCAGCUGUAGAUUUAAAAUUUUAAUACCAAAUAAAUUGACUAAGCUUC
Molecule: messenger RNA, 4296 nt
Organism: Perognathus longimembris pacificus (Pacific pocket mouse)
Lineage: Eukaryota; Metazoa; Chordata; Mammalia; Rodentia; Heteromyidae
Gene: Rab11fip1
Product: RAB11 family interacting protein 1
Exons: 6
Coding region: 44-3760 (1238 amino acids)
Biological process (GO): regulated exocytosis
Cellular component (GO): intracellular membrane-bounded organelle
Molecular function (GO): small GTPase binding
Source: RefSeq, a predicted model, not a curated record